AGUUCGUUCACGAUGAAAUGUUAUUGGAAAUGUUAUUAGAGUUAUUUCGUAAGAAGAAUUGCUAUUGGUUGAAGAAACAAAAUACAUCUAGAGAAAGAUCUCAAUUGGAUAAAUAUCUGGUUACUUAACUAUAAGACAGUUUCAAAUGAUAGUUUUUACACAGGAAAUCAGAAAGAGCGUCAGUUCUAUAAGAAUUCUAGUGCCGGUAGUUUUAUCGUAUCCAUUAACAGCGUGUUAUACAAUUUUACUAAUUUACGUUAGUUAUGUCGAAAAUAUUAGUUAUUUUGCUAAAUCGAUCGUAGCUAGGAUUAACGGGGAUUAUAUUAAACAAAAUAAUAUCAUAAUAAAACAAAAAACAUUGUUCUAUAAUUGUAAAAAGUGUUCAGUGCAUCAUAGAGUUGGUGCGUAGUGUUGCAAAGAUGGAGACGACUGACGAAAAUGAACAGAAAGUGCUGUAUAACAUUUUAAAUGAAGAUGAAUUGAAGAAAGUACCCGAUUUAAUUAAAAAGAAACUCGGAGCACAUUUUAACGCCAAGUUUGAAGAAUUUAUAACUGCUAAGGCAGUUUUUGAAAGUAACCGUAAAAAUCUUGAACAAAAUUUGGAAAAAGUUCAGAAAGAAUUAACAGAAACUAAAUCGAACUUCGAUGAAUGCAAUGGCAAACUAGAAUUGGCUGUUAAAUACACUACAGAAUUAGAAGUUAAUUUGAAUGAAGUUAAGGGUGAAGUACAGAAAUUGCAAGAAUCUGUUAAAAGGUUAGAAAAGGAAAAUGGUGACUUACGCAAACAGAGAGAUGCAGCUGUCGAUGAGAGAGAUACACUGCAAUUACAAGUUGAGCGAAGAGAUUUUGAGAUCGAAAGAAUGCGUACUGAAUUAUCUUCUCUUGGAACUCAAUUACAAACCGCUGUUGCUGCCAAGUGCCAAGCUCUUGCGGAAGCAGAAGAAGUUCGUAGCCGUGACAUGACUUUGGAUUUCAAAGAAAAACGUUUAGAACAAGAAAGAACGCUUUUCUCUCAACAAAUAGCUGGUUUGGAAGAAGAAUUAAGUAAGAGAACAGCAGAAUUACAAGCAACAAGGGCCGAAGCAUCAGCACGAACUCUUCUGACUGACACUCGUUUAUCACAACGCGAUGAAGAAUUGAGAAUUGCUAAUGAAACAGUUGCACAAAUGCGUGAAUCUCAUUCGUCUCUUCAAAGACGUUGUGAAGAACUUUCUCAAAAGUUAGAAGAACAAAGAACGCAGGAGAUAUCUAUGCACGCUUCGUACCGCGAAGAAAUUGGAGCCCAAACUAGAUUGGCAGAUCUUUAUAAAGGAAUGGCAGAUGAAGCUAAUGCAAAAGCUGACGAAUUUAUAAACGCUGUUAAAGAACUUCAAGAAUUGUUAGAACAUGCUACUGAACAAUUUGGUGAAUUGGAAACAAAUCAUAAUCAACUUAAGUUACAACAUGACCAAGAUUUACAAGAAAAAGAACAACAAAUUACCGAACUUACUAAAGAACUAGAAAAUGCAAACGAACUAUUGAAAAAUAUUAAGCAAGAGAAAUUAGAUCAAGCCGUUGAACAAUUGGCACCAACAGCAGCCGUAGCUAGUAGAAUUUUAAAGAAGGGAUUAAGUCUCACACAAAUUUAUACACAAUUAGUAGAUGCAACUAAUGAAUUAACAAUGGAACGCGAAGAAAACGAACGCUUAAAAUCACAAAUGGAUGUUAUCUUACGUGAACUUGAAGAAAAAGCACCUAUAUUGCAACAGCAACGCGAAGAUUAUGAAGCUGCGACAAAUCAUGUUGCUACAUUGACAGCACAAUUGGAUGAACUUCUUACAGAAAAUCAUCGUCUACAGGAAUCUGCUGAUGAAGCAAAUCGAGUAUCCAAACAUUACACUAAAGAAAAUCAAAGGUUAAAAUCAGAACUUGCCGAUUUAGCUAGACAGGUAUGUUAUCUUCUUAAAGAAGUUCAAGAAAAUAGAAGUGGCAAUAGUUUACACAAAAAUGAAUUUUCAACAACAAAUACGGAAGAUCUAGAUUCUUCGCAAAUAAUUACGAAACAACUUGUAACAUUUAAAGACAUCGAAGAAUUACAAGAAAAUAAUCAAAAAUUAUUAUCAAUUGUACGGUCAUUGUCAACAAAACAAGAAGAAAUGGAAAAAGCUACUGAUGAGAUUAAUUCUGGCGAAAUGAAGGAAAAAUUGGAUAGGUAUUUGGAACAAUUAGCAGAAAUGCAGGAAGCUCAAGAUAGACAAGCUAAAAUGUUGGAUGGUUUAUUAAGACAACGUGAUAUGUAUAAAAAUAUGUAUCAGCAAAGUUUGAAACAAUCAAGUACAACAGAAAUGAAAGAUGUGUCUAAUGAAGAAAAUAAGGAAUUAAAUACAAGCACAGCAGAAACUAUAAACGAAGCAGAUAAAUCUAUAGAUUCAGUGGAUAACGAAAAAGAAAAGGAAUGGAAAAGAAAAUAUGAGGAAUUAGAGAAUAAAUUGAAACAAGUUACAGACGAGUUUGAAUUGUAUAGGAAAGAAAAAAUAGCUCAUGAAAAAAUGUUGGGCGAAGAAGUUGAAAGACAUAGAAAGAAGGCAGAUGCAAAUUCGGCUUAUUGUUGCAGAUUGAAAGCACAGUUGGAUUCUGCGAAUGCACGUUUUCAACUUCUCCAAGCAAAUGUAGCGUCAUAUAAAUCACAAAUAAAAGCAUUGGAAGAGAAAUGUUGUAAUUACAAUGUUACCAUUGGAAAGCACGAACAAAGUAUUAUGAUCUUGAAGGAUGAAGCUCUAUCUGCUCAAACACGUUUGUCUCGCGCCGAAGUACAAUUAGAGAAUUUACGUCAAGAAAGACAAUUAUUGCGAGAUUCGGAAGGACGUCUUUUAAAAGAACGAGAAUUAUUCCAACGGGAAAGACAAACGCAAUCUUUGUUAAGAGCUGAUGUAGAAUCUAUCAAAGCUUCUUUGGAGCGUGUUCAAGCGGAAAAUCAAUUACGUAUUGAGCAACGUUUCGACGAUGCUUCCAGAGAAUGUGCUGCGUUGAGACGACGUCUACAGGAAGAACAAGAUCGAUUCAGAGAGCUAUUAUCGACUAUGGAAAAACAAUUAAAUACGGCACAGGAACGUCUAGCAGAGGAACGUGAAAUAACUGAACGUAUUCGUAACGAAUUGGAAGAAACUCGUAAAGCAGAAAAAGAAAGUGUUCUGAAACUUGAAGAAGCCAAUUCAAAGUUAAGACAAGCUGUUGCCCAUUCAAUAUCAAAACCUUUUACUGGCGACGAAAAUAUGACUAAAAGAUUAAAGGAACUAGAAAUGCAAUUAGCAACCAAUCAAGCCGAAGUUAAAUCUCUAACAGAACAAUUAAAAACUGCACGUCAACAGGGUCAACAAUAUUGCGAUAUUGCUGAAAGUGCAGAGGUACAGUUAAGAGAAUUAACAGAACAACAUAAUAAAUGUAAAGAAGAAUUGGAAAAUGCUCUGAAACAAUCGAGAGUUGAAGUUAAUUCCCUUCAAAAACGAGUUAAAGAAUUAGGUGAAGAAUUAGCUAAAAUCUCAAAUGGUCGCCAAGAAACAGAUUCUGAGUUACGGCAAAAGCUCGCAGAAGCUGAAAGAAAGCUCGAAGAACUUGACGAAGUCAAGGGUGAAUUAGAACUUGUUAAAAGUGAUUUGCAGGUUGCUUCGACGACUGCAUUGGAAACUGAAGAAAAGUACACUAGAGAAAUGGUUCUACAUUCGGCAGAUUUACAAUUACUGGCAAAAUUGAAAGAAGAUAUGCAAAAUGUAGAUCAAAAAAUGGCAACAUUGACUCAAGAAAGAAAUGCAGCUGUUGAAGCAUUGGAAUUAGAAAAAGCAGCAUUUAAGGAAAGAGAAACGAAGUUAAUUGAAGAAGUUCAAGAAACUUUAAAAAGGGUUGAAGAUCUGGAUGCACAAAACGUUCUUUUACAUGACGAAAUUCAAGAGUUAAGUGACAAAACAACUAUUAUGCGAAGUCAACAAUCAAAUAAUGACAGUCCAAAUACUAGUAUCGAAGCAAUGAAUCGUAGUUUUAGUAUCGCGGAUGAAGAUUCCAAAUCUGCUGAACAAUUACUCAAAGUUAUUAAAUAUUUGAGACGUGAGAAAGAUUUAGCCAUGGCUAAAUUUGACAUUUUGAGAACUGAAAAUUUAAGAUUAAAAUCUCAAGCAGAAAUGGCGGAGAAACGAUUAAAGAAAACUGAAACUAUGCUUAAUUCCGAAAGAGAAAAAUCUGAAAUUGAUGUGGUUACAACAUCCAAGCAUGCUGAAUUAUUAAGAAAAAUUGAAACAUUAAAUGCCAUAACCGAUUCUAAUAGGAUUUUGAGAGAAGAAAGAGAUAAUUUGUCUGCUAAGGUGAACGAAUUAACGUCACAGGUAACGGUAUUAUCAGAGGAAUUGGUACCACUUCGUGAUACAUCCAGAGAUUUAGCAGCUAAGAAUGAAGCAUUAACACAAGAAAACACUGGCCUCAAAGGAGAAGCUACAAGAUGGAGACAAAGAGCUAACGCGUUAGUUGAAAGAUCCAACAAGGCUAGUCCUGAAGAUUGGCGUAGAUUGCAAACAGAACGUGAAAGUCUAAGUAAAUUACUUACUUCUGAACGCGAAACGCAUGCUAAGCGUACAGAGGAAUUGAAUCAAUUGAAAUUAGAAAAAAGUAAAUUGGAAGAACAAUUGAGUCAACUUCAGAAACAAGUACAGGCACAAGGUGAACAAGUUUCUAAAAUUUCCGAGGAAGCACGUAAAUUGGGUCAAGAUUUAAGUGAAGCACUUGCAGAUUCUACUUCAAAAGCUAAAGAUUUAGCAACAUUAAGAAAGGAACUUGGAGAUAAGGAAGCAGUUUUGAAUGAUAUCAAAAAUAAGGAAAUUCAGAUAAGAAAGAUAGCUAAGAAAUAUAAAACACAAUUUGAGGAGCUUGCUAAAACGGUAGAAGAAGAGAAAAACAAAUCUGAAGAUACGCGAAUGUCUUCAGGUAAUGCAGGAGGCGAUGAUUCAGGACAAGUAACGCAAGAACGCGAAGACCAAUUACGCGAAGAAGGUCGGCAAGAAUUACGACAAGCGAAUGUUGAAUUAACUACGAAGAUUGAUGAUUUGAAUCGUCAGAUAUCAAUUAUUCAAAAUGAAUCAGAAUCUUUAAAGAAAGAGAUAGAUACGAUGAAUAAGGCUAGCGUAGAAAAAGAAGAGCGUGCUAAACAAGUAUUGAAAGGUGCUAGGACAAAGAUCAUGCAACUUACAGAAUCAAAAAAAGUCUGUGAGAAAGAAUUGCUUGACCUGAAAGCAAAAAUAGAAUCUGGAUCGAAUGACUCGGAUACAUCGGAGCAUGAUGCAAGACUUGCUGCAUUAAAAUCUCAAAUGGAAGGAAGAAUAUCUCGUUUGGAACAUGAAAAGACAGAAAUUCAAGCAGAAAAGGAAGCUCUACUACAACGUAUUACACAGUUGCAGAGACAAUUAACAGGAGUUAGUGGGGUUAGUCCGCCAAGUGAACCUCCUACUGCUAAUAUUAAGCCUAUGUCUGCACGUGCAGAAACACCUCUAGCAAGUAUUAGGCCAAUGAGUGUAGUAGUUCAAUCUAGAACAGCAGCAGUGUUACCGACAACUGCAACCGCACCUGUUAUGGUUGCACCUCAUCAACAGCAACAACCUCAACAACAAAUAGUUCAUACAACUGAAACAAGUUCUCCGACAAGUAGUCUCACAGAUUUUCAACCAGCUAGUACAAGUAGUUCCUCACAAACUACACCAGGUACGCUACGUCAGUUAGUCGUUCAACCACAAUUGAGCGAAUCUGCUGAAUCAACUCAAAGAGAAGAUGCAGAAAGUGGUGAAACUUUAAAUGUACAACAACAGCAAUGUCAGCAACAACAACAGCAGCAGCAGCAACAGACUGUGGCACUUGUUAGCCCACGAGUUGAACAACAGCAACAACAACAACAAGCGGUAGCCAGUGACCAACAGCAAACGGUAGCUAGCAGUUCUACACAGUCAGUUAGUACUUCUCAAGCAUCUACUGGUCAUAAACGGACUAGAACACUUGAUUCUACUGCAUCCGGAUCAGGAAUAAUAGAAGAUCACAAUAGGCAAGAACAAGCAUCUAGUCCAAAAGCCAAGAGAAGUAGGCAAACAGAGUUAGGGUCAUCGGCUAGUGCCAGUCUUUCAGAAAUAGAGUAUCAAGUACCUACUUCUAGUCAGCGUGAUCAAGAUGAAGAAGUUGAAGAAGGUUGUGUAGUAAUAGUAGAUUGUGACGAAGGAGAAGGAGGUGGGAAUAAUCAAGCACAAGAAGAAGAAGAAUUUGAUAAUGAUCCGUACGAAGAAAUGGAAGAGGAAGAUGAAAUGCCAUAUGAAGUUGAAGCUGAGGUAGAACGAGAUAGCAACGAAGUUGAAAUUAUAAUGGAAGAAGAUUCGGCUAGUGUGGAGGUUCCGAGGCAAGCUCAAGCAACGAUACCUGUAAAUCAACAGCAACAGCAAUCAGAAGCAAUUAGUAGUGCUGGACAAACGGGUGAAUCAGCAACUUCCUUUGCCUCUCGCUCAUCGCGUGGUAUUGCACCAAUGCCCCGACAGCAGCAACAACAACAUUUGCUUUUACCACAACAAGGAUACGAAGAUGGAGGUGAUGAUAGCAUAGUACCCAGUACUCCCACAUUGUUUGUUCCUCGACGAGGAGAUGGAUUUGGAGAAGCUGUGAGUUCACCCCAAGUACCUCAAGCACGAUUCACUUUUGGAGAUUCGUCUGCAUCCAAUACAGCUUCUUCGACACCUUCACUAACUACUACUACUGGAACUGUUACUCGAACAAUAUUUGGUUCGUUAAGUUCAGGAGCAGCCCAAGUGGUACAAGAAAGCAUAGAUGAUAACAGGAUAGAUCUUGGUCAAUUAGAAGAUGGUGGUACUGGUCGUAGUGUACCUACUACACCUUUACAAGUUUCCCCUGCUGCAGAUUUACCUCCAUCUACUAGUAGUGGUCCAUCAGAAGAACAAGAAACUCUCGGUACUGUAACAACAGUACCGGUAAUAGGUGCAUCUGUAAGUGAUACUAACGAAGAAUCUACGAUUGUAAGUAUUCGUGUAGGUAGUGCAGAUCAACAGCAACAACAACAGGGUCAAACGGAAGCUAUUACAGAAUCUAGUACGAUGCCAACCGAAGGAGUGAGUUCAGAAGGUGAAAAGCGGACAGAAGAAGCUGGAUCUUUAGUGUCCGGUGAUGACGAUGCCGUUGACACGGGAGAAGGUGUAGAAGAACCUGGAAGUGACAUUGUUGAAGAUGAUGCAGAGGAAGAAAGCAGAGAAGCUGAAGCAUCUCCUUCCAGUAAUACUCGUCAACGAACAAUGGCUGCUGCUGCCGCUGCAGCUGCAGCUGCAGUUGGUAGUAAUGGUAAUAGUAAUAGGGGUGCACCACUUAGACGAUCAGCACGAUCACCAUUCCGUACUCGUGGAGCAAGACCAACCCCUAUUGUCUGGGAAAGUCAAUCUGGAAGAGGAGGACAAAAUGUAAUGCGUGGUCAAGCAACACGAGGAACAAAUAACGAAGGUGGAGGAAGAGGACGAGGUUCUAGAGGACGAGGUAGAAUGCGGGCUAAGUAUCCAUACACACGAUUUUAAGUAUACUAUAUAGAGCAGGUACAUAUAAUUGUAUAUGACCAUACAUCUCUCUUUUACAUCUCAUUAAUAUAGUGUCAGUUGAAAAAAAAGAAAAAAAAAUAUACUUAGCUUAUAAAAAAAAAAAAAUAGGAAUUGAAUAUUAUAAGAAAUAUAAAUGGAUUUUCACAAAUCAAGUAACGUUACAACAAACAUAUAUACUUCUUUUACUUUCUUUUUAUUCUUAGUGAACAAAAAUUUAUGAAAAUAUAUUUCUUAUGAAUAGGAUAUUAGAAGCAUUGUACAAAUAAAAUAACGUAUUUACUAUAUAAUAAUAAUAAUUAUAAUAAUAAUAAUUAUUAUUAGGACAUAAUCAUUUCAUGAAGAUAGGGAAUCUUAAUGAAUCCUUUUUUUUUCUUCUUUUCUCUUUCAAGUAUUGCACAGAAAACAAUAAUUGCUAUAUACAGUAAUACUAUUUGUAUAUUUUAUUUUUUAAUACUGAAAAUAUGUUUAACUACAUUCCAUUAUAAUCAUUUUAUUUCCAAGUAUAGAAGACUUGAUUAGUAAUUUAAAAGUGCCUAAGCUCUUCGUCCUUUUUGUUAGAACUCUACCAAAUUUAUUCGUUAUUUUUUACAAAUUAAUCCAAAUAAUAACAUGUUCGUUAUUUUUUAAAAAUAAUUCUAU
Messenger RNA from Polistes dominula (European paper wasp), 8231 nucleotides. It is a transcript of the gene Mgtor, whose product is annotated as nuclear basket protein megator. Gene Ontology annotation, molecular function: structural constituent of nuclear pore. The record is from RefSeq and is a predicted model, not a curated record. Gene Ontology annotation, biological process: regulation of mitotic spindle assembly; protein import into nucleus; mRNA export from nucleus. NCBI's taxonomy places the organism in Eukaryota, Metazoa, Arthropoda, Insecta, Hymenoptera, Vespidae. Gene Ontology annotation, cellular component: nuclear pore.